UUUACCUUCCAUUCUUUUUCGUUUUCAUUUUUUGUCCUCAUUUACAAGCAUGCCACCUAAACCCACAAGCAACCCCCCACCAACAAGCACAACCACAAAACCCAAACCCAAACCAAAAAAACAUCCCAAUCCUCUCGCAAGAAAAUACGGACAUCACCUCACACCCAAAACAAGCGAAUCCCUUUCCACCCUCCGAAAACAAGUACGAGAUGCUCAGCGGUUAUUGAAAAGGGAUUCACUACCGGCGACACAACAACAGGAAUUGCAACGGAAAGUCAAGGCGUUGAAAAUACAGAUUGAGGAUCGGAUGCGGUCGAGUCGGGAAGAGAAAUUGUGGGCAAAGUACAAGUAUAUUCGGUUUGUGGAACAAAAGAAAUGUACUCGAAAACUCAAAGCCCUACGUACACAAUUAUCUACGCAGGACACAAAGGACCCGACGGCGCUCCACGAAGCCGAGACGAACCUUGCCUAUACAAUACACUAUCCGGCGGAUUUAAAGUACAUUUCCUUGUUUCCCAAAGAAGGGAUGCAGGAUCCUGUGACGGAUGCGCGGCGCAAGAGGAUUUGGGAGGUUGUUUCGGGGCGGGUGCGGAAUGGGGGGUUUGGAAAGGGGGAGGUGUUGCGAGGGCGAGAUGUGUUUGGGGAGAGUUCCAAAGAGGAGGAGGAGGAUGCAGUGGAGGAAUCAGAAAAAGAGGAAGAGGGAGAUGACUUUUUCCUUGAAUGAAGGGAGUCCGAAUCAUUUGUAUCCUCACACCGCUAUCUGGGGGUUCUUUGUUUUUUCAAGACGUGUUCUGCGCUUUCCACCACUCGAAAUACCCCGCAACAAACUCUUCCUGUCGAACCGUUUCAAUCGCCUUUCGACUUCUUCUGGCUCGUACGUACGUGAUUGCUCGUAAGGGUGUCCGAAUGUAUGCGUUGCGGAGUAAGUAACAGCAUGCCAAGACUCCCGCCCGACCUACACCUUUUUAUACAUUUCAAUAAAACAUUUCGUGAGAC
Messenger RNA from Spizellomyces punctatus DAOM BR117, 996 nucleotides. RefSeq lists its product as uncharacterized. Gene Ontology annotation, cellular component: nucleolus; preribosome, small subunit precursor. NCBI's taxonomy places the organism in Eukaryota, Fungi, Chytridiomycota, Chytridiomycetes, Spizellomycetales, Spizellomycetaceae. Gene Ontology annotation, biological process: maturation of SSU-rRNA from tricistronic rRNA transcript (SSU-rRNA, 5.8S rRNA, LSU-rRNA). The coding region runs from base 50 to 724 and encodes 224 amino acids. The record is from RefSeq and is a predicted model, not a curated record. The transcript has 2 exons.